Messenger RNA from Pseudovirgaria hyperparasitica, 546 nucleotides. RefSeq lists its product as uncharacterized. The transcript has a single exon. NCBI's taxonomy places the organism in Eukaryota, Fungi, Ascomycota, Dothideomycetes, Acrospermales, Acrospermaceae. The record is from RefSeq and is a predicted model, not a curated record. The coding region runs from base 1 to 546 and encodes 181 amino acids.
AUGCAGUCAGUCGAACGACUUGGUACUUUGAGCAGUUUAGGCCACCAAUCACAGAGAACCCGUCGUACCCGCGCAUCUGCCCCCAAAGCAUUCGUUGAAGAUGCGAUGCGGUAUUGUGCAAGACGACUGCAGGGCGACGAUUUGCAAAUGGGGAGCCAAUUUUUUAGCGCGAAGUCAACUCAUGCCAAGCGACAAACAAGCACCGGGGCCGGUUCCUCGGAGCAUUGGGGCUUGGAUGAUCACUGGAUCGAGCGUAAGAUCCUCCGCCCGGCCGACAAAGCCGCAUUUGGCACACGGCAGGAUCUGAACACAAGGCUGGUUGGAUCGGAAAGAAUGGAAGUUACAUUUGUUGUGCACUGCUGGAAGCUAGAAAGCACAAGUGCCACGGAUGAUUCCAUAGCACAUGAUGAUGAUGUUGCUGUUGAUGGUAACGGGCAGCGCAGCCCGUCCGGCGCGCGCGCGCGCGUGCGGCCAGAAGAGAAUGAAGUAUUGUACAGAUUUGUACAAUUGCCCCAAACGAGACGUUCCACAAAGCAGGGCCCCUAA